AUGAAUAGACAAUGGCUAGUAUAUCUAGAAGAAUGUGCAAAAUUGUUUUGUUAUGUUUGUAAACUUUUUAAAAGACAGCUCUGCCAAUCUGGUUUUGAUGAUUGGGUGCAUACUUCUAAACGUCUUGCUAAACACGAAAACUCUAUGGAACGUAAAAAUGCUCUAUGUACUUUAUCAAUUCGUGCAUCCACCCUGAAAAGAAUUGAUCAGGAAAUAGUAUUACAACACAAUAAAGAAGUCGAAUAUUGGAGAAAUGUUUUAAAAAGAGUUAUUGAAGGUAUCAAAUUUAUUUCAAUUCGAGGAUUGCCAUUUUUCGGUGAUGAUGAGAAACUGAAUUCUGAUCGUAAUGGCAAUUUUCUUGGUAUUUUAGAACUGAUAAGUAAAUUUGAUCCUUUCCUUGAAAAUCAUCUUUCUCAGUUUAGAAAUAAAGGCCCAGGAAAUAUAAAUUACAUAUCUUCACUUACUGUACGACAAAUAAUUGAUCAAAUGGCAUCUAAAGUUUUAAACCAUAUUGUGACAGAAAUUAAAAAAGUAAAAUAUUUUGGCCUUAUAGUUGACUCUACACCUGAUAUAGAACUGAUAUGUUGA
This is a messenger RNA of Sipha flava (yellow sugarcane aphid), 588 nucleotides long. Its product is annotated as zinc finger MYM-type protein 1-like. The transcript has a single exon. NCBI's taxonomy places the organism in Eukaryota, Metazoa, Arthropoda, Insecta, Hemiptera, Aphididae. The record is from RefSeq and is a predicted model, not a curated record. The coding region runs from base 1 to 588 and encodes 195 amino acids.